Stegastes partitus (bicolor damselfish) is the source of this 2587-nucleotide messenger RNA. Its product is annotated as WD repeat and FYVE domain-containing protein 1-like. The record is from RefSeq and is a predicted model, not a curated record. Gene Ontology annotation, biological process: positive regulation of toll-like receptor 4 signaling pathway; positive regulation of toll-like receptor 3 signaling pathway. The transcript is spliced from 6 exons. The annotation marks the transcript as partial. Gene Ontology annotation, cellular component: early endosome. Gene Ontology annotation, molecular function: protein binding; metal ion binding. Lineage: Eukaryota; Metazoa; Chordata; Actinopteri; Pomacentridae.
GUGUUUGUUUGGGGCUGCCUGCAGUUCUCCCAGCUGUCACUGGGUGGCGCCAGCAUGUCAGACCAUAACCCUGAACAGGAUCUCAGCAGCACACCAACAUGAGUCACAACUGUGUUUUCUUUUGUAUACAGGUAGCAUAGGAACGCUGUGGUGGGACCCCGUCCAGAGGCUGCUCUUCUCGGGGGCCUCCGACCACAGUGUCAUCAUGUGGGACAUCGGGGGCCGCAAAGGACGAACGCUACUGCUGCAGGGACAUCAUGAGCGUGUUCAGUCCCUGCGUUACCUCCAGCUGACGAGGCAGUUGGUUUCGUGCUCAGCCGAUGGGGGCAUCGCAGUAUGGAACAUGGACACACAGAGAGAAGAGGCGCCUCAGUGGUUAGACAGCGACUCUUGUCAGAAGUGUGAGCAGCCUUUCUUCUGGAAUAUCAAGCAGAUGUGGGACACGAAGACUCUGGGGCUCAGACAGCACCACUGCAGGAAGUGCGGCAAAGCUGUGUGUGGAAAAUGUAGCUCCAAACGCUCCACGUUCCCAAUCAUGGGCUUCGAGUUCCCUGUGCGGGUGUGUGACGCCUGCUUCGACACCAUCAAGGAAGAAGAUCGGACAGCGUUGGCCACUUUCCACGAGGGGAAACACAACAUCGCACACAUGGACAUGGACCCGUCCAGAGGCCUGAUGGUCACUUGUGGAAGCGACCGCAUUGUUAAGAUCUGGGACAUGACACAGGUGGUUGGCUGUAGCUUAGCAACAGGCUUCUCCCCGCGCUGAUUGGCCCGGUGCCCCCUCUCGCCCCAUGCUCCGCCCACUCUUCCAAUGUCAUGGAAACCCCUGUGUACAGUACAUCUCCUCCCCAUCACACCUGGGAUCUUCAGCUGCAACCCGGCCAGCUCUCGGUGAAUGUGCGAGUGUGUGCGAGUGUGUGCGAGUGUGUGUGUGUGUGUGUGUGUGUCAGCAGUGCAGCCGUCCACGUUCCUUUUGCUUCUCAUGAUAAAAUUCUCUUUAAUUUCACUAAUCGUCAGUCUCACAUGAAAGUGUGUUUGCCUGAUUUUGACUUUUUGCUCUGAUCUGAAACAGAACCCUAAGCACAAUGGUGUGUGUGUGUGUGUGUGUGUUUGUGUGUGUGUACAUGUGUGCAUGUAUUGUAAUGGUUUCUCCUUUAGGAGGAAUGGUAUUGAUAUUAGUGUUUACAUUCAAUAUAUCUAAUGCUUCUUUUGACAGUAGUCAUUUUUUAUUGCCCUUGCACUGUAAAGUUAGCCUUCACCAUAUUGCUGACCUGCCAUUCCUGGAAAACAUACUCUUCUCUUGCUCAUUAGUGUGGCCCACUAACUGCAUAUUACUCCGUCACUGUACAAACCCCCGGUCAUGUGUACAUACCCCUGCAUCAUGUGUAUAGUAGAUGCUUGAAAUGACUCACUGAUCAAAGUGAUCUUUUUUCCUCUCUCUCUCUCUUUCUGAUUUCUUUUUUCUCUUUCACUAGUUGGCCUUAAAUCACUCUCAGGAGGUUUUACAUCAGUAGGGUAUCACUAGGUGGGGCUCCGAUGAUGUCAGUCGUAACCAUUGUUCAUGUGUAGUCGGUAGAGAGUCGGUCGAGCGGCCUCCUCCAAAGGAAGUCUCUUGAUACACCCACAGGUGCUGCCAUAGAGAAUGGAUGCCGUUGUCAGAUGUUUGCCUGACAGCAGUGACCCCGCUUCCACCUCGUGAUCCCAGGUGAGGCGUUUGAAAUUGAAAUACGUUGCCAUAGUAACAAGCACAGACAGCGGCAACAUCCUAUUGCAGCCAUUGUGGCGUGUACCCAGAGCAGUCGCCAUUCAGGAUGGGAUUAUUGGGACCUGUGAUCAUUUCAGCUCUGUUGGUAGAAACUAGGUUAACAGCACCACCGCCUCGUACAGGUGUGACUCUCUCUAGAAAACGUAGAUCAAUAUCACAAGUUUUUUUGGUGCAGAAUUGGGUUUCGUGCCACCGGAAAGGCCCCGAGGUACUGGACCGGUACUCUGAACUAAAUGUAGCAGUAAACGUUGGCGUGUUGAACCGUCUCCAGCUCAAUCCGAGGUCAGAUCAGGGCUGCCUGUGUUCCUUCAAAAGCCUUAAAGAGAGAAGGACACGCUCACAAAGCCUUUUUAGUGGUUUGUCAGCGCUUACGACUGUUCACUCAUGUUCAUUUACUCUCAAGCACUCAUCUCGUGAACAAGCUCUGGAUGUCUCGUUUGCGUCUCCUUUCUUCAACCUUUUUUUUUUUCUUUUUCACUUUCUGUCCUCAGUCGUCCCGCCCAACCCCUCCUCCACCUCCACACACAUCUGUCUCAUUACGCUCUCAGCACUGCACUGAAUUGCACAACUUGUGGUCUCUGUCUUUUGAAUCUAACGAAACGUUUUUGUAAAGUUCAGACGUGAGAGAGAUAGCGGCUGUAUUCCAUGUAGCGUCCUUGUAAAUAGCGGCUAAUAUCUAACAUUAGACUAACGCUUGCCUUAUUGUAAGUGGAACAAUGAGCAUUAUAAUGUUUCUGAUUUCAAAAUGUAGUCACAUUCCAGUUUUUUGAUCAUGUAGUGUAUAUUUAUAUUUGUAGUAAAGUAUUUAUCUAUCACUGUAAA